Molecule: messenger RNA, 2846 nt
Organism: Struthio camelus australis
Lineage: Eukaryota; Metazoa; Chordata; Aves; Struthioniformes; Struthionidae
Source: RefSeq, a predicted model, not a curated record
CUCCAGGCGCUGCGGCAGCGCGGAGGAGGCUGAGCCAUGGCAUCGCUGCUGUGCAACGCCCGCAUCCAGCUUACAGAGACGCUGGAGCAGAUGCAGCAAGGGACACUGAUGCGCAAAGUCAAGUCCAAGAGCUGGAAGAAGCAGCGCUAUUUCAAGCUGCAGGAGGACUGCAUGACCAUCUGGUACCAGUCCAAGAAGACAGGAAAAAUUGAAUCCGCCUUCUCCAUCAGCGAUGUUGAGACGGUGCGGGAAGGACACCAGUCAGAGGUGCUGCAGAGCCUGGCCGAGGAGUUCCCCCCUGAGCGCUGCUUCACCAUCGUCUUUUAUGGCCGCCGGGGCAACCUGGAUCUCAUCGCCAGCUCAGCCGAGGAGGCGCAGUGCUGGAUCCAGGGCCUGCGCCAGCUCAUUCAGGUGGCCACCAGCAUGGACCAGAGGGAGAAGAUAGACCAAUGGAUUCGUGACUGGUUUCAGAAGGCUGACAAGAAUAAGGAUGGGCGCAUGAACUUCAAGGAGGUGCAGCACCUCCUGAAGAUGAUGAACGUGGACAUGAAUGAGGACCACGCCCUGCGGCUCUUCCAGGCUGCCGACAAGUCAGAGUCGGGGACGCUGGAAGGGGAGGAGUUCGUGCUCUUCUACAAGGCUCUCACACAGCGUGAGGAGGUGCUGAGCCUCUUCCAGGACUUCUCGGAGGAUGGGAAGAAAUUGACGCUUCUGGAGCUGGUGGAUUUCCUGCAGCAGGAGCAGCUGGAGGAUGAGGGCACGGAGGAGCUCGCCAUGGAGCUCAUUGACAAGUAUGAGCCAUCGGAGACAGCCAGGGCUCGCCAUGUGCUGAGUGCUGAUGGGUUCCUCAUGUACCUCUGCUCCCCGGAGGGCUCCAUCUUCAACCCUCGGCAUCAGGCGCUUUGGCAGGACAUGCCCCAGCCGCUCUGCCACUAUUUCAUCUCCUCCUCUCACAACACCUACCUGAUAGAGGACCAGAUCCGGGGCCAGAGCAGCAUUGAGGGCUACAUCAGGGCUCUGAAACGGGGCUGCCGCUGCCUGGAGGUGGAUUGCUGGGACGGGCCGAACGGGGAGCCCAUAGUGUACCAUGGCCACACGUUCACCUCCAAGAUCCCCUUCCAGGAGGUGGUGAGCACCCUGGGCAAAUACGCCUUCCAGGCCUCAGACUACCCGGUUAUCCUGUCGCUGGAGAACCACUGCAGUGUAGAGCAGCAGGAUGUCCUGGCCCAGCAGCUCAAGGCCAUCCUGGGGGAGCAGCUCCUCACCCACCACUGAAGGCUCCCCGCCACCACUGAUGGACGCGUCCCCACCCAGCUCCCAUCCCCAGAGGAGCUGAAGCACAAGAUCCUGCUAAAGGGGAAGAAGAUCGGGCGGCUGGAGGACACGCUGAACGGGCUGGGGGAUGAGGCGCCUGAAGUGUCUGACGAGGACAACGGGGCAGAGGCAGAGGAGGAGAAGCGGAGGGUGAAGAAGGACAGGGAGAGUCUGUCUCAGGCAUUGUCCGACUGUGUCGUCUACUGCAAGAGCGUGUCUUUCCGGGGCUUCCAGGAGGCCCGCAAUCAUUCCCGGCCCUCCGAGAUCUCCUCCUUCUCUGAAGCCAAGGCCAGGAAGCUCAUCCGGGAGGCAGGGAAUGAGUUUGUCCGCCACAACGCCUGGCAGCUGACCCGCAUCUACCCCAGCGGGAUGCGGACUGACUCCUCCAACUACAGCCCCCAGGAGAUGUGGAACGUGGGGUGCCAGAUUGUGGCCCUGAACUUCCAGACUGCCGGCGCAGAGAUGGACCUCUAUGAUGGCCUCUUCAGCCAGAACGGCCACUGCGGCUACGUGCUCAAACCACCCUUCAUGAGAGAGGAGGGGACUCUCUUCAACCCCAAUGACCCCAGCAGCUGGGAGAGUCCUGGCCCUGUGACCCUGACGAUCCAGGUAAUCAGCGGGCAACAACUGCCCAAAGUUGCCAACAGCAAGGCUGAAGCCGUCAUCGACCCUCUGGUGCGUGUAGAGAUCCAUGGGGUCCCCGCAGAUCAGGCCCACCAGGAGACGAAGUACAUUGAGAACAAUGGGUUUAACCCCCGCUGGGAUGAGACGCUCCAGUUCCAGCUCCACGUGCCGGAGCUGGCCCUCGUCCGCUUUGUGGUGGAGGAUUAUGACAAGACAUCCAGGAAUGACUUUGUGGGCCAGUUCACUCUGGCCUUCGCCAACAUCAAACCUGGCUACCGCCACAUCCAUCUCCUCUCCAAGGACGGCACCAGCAUCCCACCCUCUUCGCUCUUCGUCCACAUCCGCAUCACUGAGCCCCCUGGUCCCGAGCAGGAGUGAGCCCCUGGGGUGAGUGGGACCUGAAUAGAAGCCAUAGACCCAGCCUGGUUCUGGCCCAAGCGGCUGGGGCCCCGGAGCUGACCAGACCAGCCACCCUGCAGUCGAUCCGUUUGUACUGACCCUCUGUGUCUUCGUUGCUGCUGUGCCCUGGUUCGCAGUGACCUCCAGGGGCUGGGAAAAGGCACCGAGCCUGGGACACUGCCUCCCACCCCCCCUCCCUAUGCGCUCAUUCAGGGUCUGUGCUGGUGCAGCCCUCUGUGCUGCUCCCCCAGAGCUCAUCCCAGCCCACAGAUGCAGCUCAGCCACAGGGAAGAGGAGGAAUGGUGCAGGACACCCUGGCUCUGCUGUACAGGCCUGUCCCCCUCAACCGGCAGAGCAAGGCUAAUGCUGAAUGAACCCCAGGUCAGGGCAGAGCUGGGAGAGGGGUCAGGCCUCACUGCCCCCCAUACCAUAAAGCCCACCCCUGCCCAUACAAUUCCCAGGGACUAACCCUUCACUGUCCUUUCUAUCUAAACAAUGUAAUAAAGAGU